UCUGGUCCAAAGAGACUGGAAGGGGCAAUGAAUUUCAGGUAUGUUUUGCCUGUGUUGGUUGCACAUGCAGCAAGCUCAUUGCUGCAUAUCCCUGCCAGAGAAGGGAGAACCUCGGAGGUGGCCGACUUGCUGGAUCGAGGAGGCCUUCGUCCCUGGAUCAACUACCGCACGGACGAUGGCCAGACGCCUGUAAUGGCAGCAAGUCUCGCAGGUCAUGCGGAGGUCGUGGAAUUGCUCAUUCAGAGAGGAUGUAAUGUCACCAUCGGAGACAAGGAGGGGUACAAACCUUUGGAUGCUGCAACUUGGACUGGUCAUCCCGAGGUGGUCGAGGUGCUGAUAAAGUACUCCAGUCCCGAAAAGCUGCACUUGUUUCAUAGCGACGGCUUUGCACCGAUUCAUCGUGCCUGCUGGGGUGAUGGUCACCACCACAGCAAAGCGGUGCAAGUCUUGCUGGAGGCGGGCGUCGAUCCGGAGCUGCAAGCCAAAAAUGGCACAACCUGCAUGCAGCUUGCAAGACGACAAGAAACUCGCGACCUCCUGAACGGCCACAUUGGGAGACCGAUCUGCUCAGAGGCAUGCUACAGCCAAGACUGAGCUUUAGCUCUGCUGG
Molecule: messenger RNA, 610 nt
Organism: Cladocopium goreaui
Lineage: Eukaryota; Dinophyceae; Suessiales; Symbiodiniaceae
Source: the annotation of a GenBank genome assembly